Aspergillus calidoustus is the source of this 207-nucleotide messenger RNA. The record is from the annotation of a GenBank genome assembly. NCBI's taxonomy places the organism in Eukaryota, Fungi, Ascomycota, Eurotiomycetes, Eurotiales, Aspergillaceae.
AUGAAGCUCGCCGCUAUCUUCGCACUUACGCUGGCAACCCUAACUGUUGCCGCUCCGGCCGCCGCGCCGCUCGAGAAACGCAGCUGCAAGAGCGACUGCUCUAGCUUGGCAUCCCGGUACUGCACCUCCAGCUGCAACGGCAAUGGCUCGUGCUUUGCGGCCUGCUACCCGGGCAACUACAACACCUGCGUAAAGAAUUAUUGCUAG